UAAGUAGAAUAGAAUCAGCCCAGAGUCAUUUUCUUUCAGUAUUAGAAGUCUCUAAAAUUCCAAAUUCUGCAAAGCAAACUUUUCACACUCUUCACGCACUGAGAAGAGAAACAAACACACAAUGCACGCGAAGACGGAUUCGGAGGUGACGAGCCUUGCCCCAUCGUCGCCGGACCACAACCGGCGGGCGAUGUACUACGUGCAGAGUCCGUCGCGCGAUUCGCACGACGGGGAGAAGACGACGACGUCGUUUCACUCGACUCCGGUGCUGGGGAGCCCCAUGGGGUCGCCACCGCGAUCGCACUCCUCCGUCGGCCACCACUCCAGGGAGUCGUCAACCAGCCGCUUCUCCGGCUCGCUGAAGCCGGGAUCGAGGAAGGUAUUGCCGAACGACGUCGGAUCUGGGGGCAGGGGACCGAAGAAUUGGAAGGACUGCGAUGUGAUUGAAGAGGAAGGAUUGCUGGAAGAUGAGGAGUCGCGGAAAGGCCUGCCUCGUAGAUGCUAUUUCCUUGCUUUUGUUGUAGGAUUUAUUGUGUUGUUUUCGUUUUUCGCCUUGAUUUUGUGGGGAGCUAGCAAGCCGCAGAAGCCUAAGAUCACGAUGAAGAGCAUUACAUUUGAGAGAUUCAUGGUUCAAGCUGGUUCCGAUUCCACGGGGGUAUCGACCGACAUGAUCUCCAUGAACUCGACCGUGAAACUAACCUACCGCAACACAGCUACAUUUUUCGGAGUUCACGUCACCUCAACUCCGGUCGCUCUCACCUACUCGCAGCUCACCAUUGGCUCGGGCACCGUGAAGAAGUUCUAUCAAUCGCGUACCAGCCAGAGGAACAUGGCUGUGACUGUAAUAGGCGACAAGAUCCCGUUGUAUGGAAGUGGUGCGAGCUUGAGCACCCCCACGGGGAUCACCACGCUCCCUGUGCCGCUGAAACUGGAGUUCACAGUCCGGUCGAGGGCUUAUGUUCUUGGCAAACUGGUGAAGCCGAAGUUCUACAAGAAGAUCGAAUGCUCUAUCGUUUAUGACACCAAGAAGCUCAACGUGCCCAUCUCCCUCAAGAACUGCACUUACAAUUAAUGGGAGAUGAGAUGGUUGCAUUGUUCAUAUCUGCUGAGGAUUGAUUGAGGUAAUUUCAUAGCACAAUUUGUGUGAGCUUAGCAGCUAGUAUUUAUGAAUACAUGAGGCUAAGUUGAAUAAGAACUCUUGAAGUUCUUCAUGUGUCUGUUUAUAUUUUAUCUAGGCUUUGUGUGACUUAUUAAUUUAAUUUAUUUUUGGUAUAUAUUGAGUUUGGAUGUAUUCUUCAGUUGGGGUUAAGGAAGUGUAUGAACUCUUUAGUAGUAGUACUGUAGUAGUAGUAUAUAUACUUAUAUGUCUUACUUUACCCACUAGUUUCCAUUUUGAA
Molecule: messenger RNA, 1397 nt
Organism: Salvia hispanica
Lineage: Eukaryota; Viridiplantae; Streptophyta; Magnoliopsida; Lamiales; Lamiaceae
Source: RefSeq, a predicted model, not a curated record